AUGAUGGAUCACAACAUGACGCCUGGCGACAACCCAGGGGGCCAGCAGGAGCAACAGUUCCAGCCUCUCCCCAAGCAACAGACGAGAUCACCAGAUGUCGCUUCCCAGGAUUCGGGCGCCUCGAAGGCCGCGGCGCCCACGCCCAACAAUGCGCAAUCCAAUGCUGCUGGCAGCAUGAGUUUCCGGAGGCAGCGAGCCUCAAGAGCGUGCGAGACAUGUCACGCUCGCAAGGUUCGAUGUGAUGCCGCCAGCCUCGGUGUGCCGUGCACAAACUGCGUCGCCUUCCAGAUCGAAUGUCGCAUCCCUACCCCAAAGCGCAAGAAGACACAGAAUGGAAGCGUACAGGCGGGGAGAGACUCGGACAGCGACCGAGGGGACGAACGCGAAGAUCGACCACAGUAUGCCGAGUCGACAGCCGCCGCUGGGUUCCCUGCGCAGGGCCCUGUGGGCUCUCACACCAAUCAAGGCACGCCCCUGACAACGCAGACCGAGGCGCAGGCCAAGAAGGACGAGGUCGACAGCAACACCUACCUCAACCUAGUCAUGAAACCGAAAUUCACACGAGCGCCGAUCACAGAAGCCGGCAGGGUUGCCUUCUUGGGGGAGUCGUCAAACUUGACGCUGCUGGUUCACGAUCGUCAAGGCGCGGCUGACGUUGUGCACUACCCCCUGCCUGAAAACGUGAGAGGCUCAAGGGCACGGCUGACGGAGCUGGACAAUGUCGAGAUCGAGAUACUUCAUCAACGAGGAGCCUUCCUGCUGCCGCCCCGCGAGCUUUGCGACGAACUCAUCGCGGCUUACUUCAAGUGGGUGCACCCCAUUGUGCCUGUCAUCAACCGGACUCGCUUCAUGAGGAGGUAUCGCGAUCCGAAGAACCCGCCUUCUCUCUUGCUGCUGCAAGCUGUGCUUCUUGCCGGCUCCCGCGUCUGCAACAAUGCCCAGCUCAUGGACACGAAUGGGUCGACGAACCCGGCAGCCCUGACCUUCUACAAGCGCGCCAAAGCCCUGUACGACGCUAACUACGAAGAUGACCGCGUCACCAUCGUCCAGGCGGUCCUGCUCAUGGGCUGGUAUUGGGAAGGUCCAGAGGACGUCACUAAGAAUGUCUUCUACUGGAGCCGUGUGGCGACAAUUGUUGCGCAAGGGUCUGGCAUGCAUCGAUCAGUCGAACAGUCGCAACUCAGCCGGUCGGACAAGCGCCUCUGGAAGAGGAUAUGGUGGACGCUGUUCACCCGAGAUCGAUCCGUGGCCGUUGCGCUUGGUCGACCUGUCGGCAUCAACCUCGAUGAUUCCGACGUGGAGAUGCUGACGGAGGAGGAUUUUAUCGAGGACGAUGCCGAAGGAGGCGGGGAGUAUCCCCUCGACCCGGUACACGUCCAAUUCUUCCUACAAUACGUCAAGCUGUGCGAGAUCAUGGGGCUCGUUCUUUCGCAACAGUAUUCUGUGGCCUCCAAGGGGCGGCAGCGGAACGCCAUUGACCUUACCCACAGCGACAUGGCCCUGGCCGACUGGCUCCAGAACUGCCCAAAGAUUGUGUACUGGGAAGUACCGCGUCAUCAUUUCUGGGCACACAUGCCACCGAAUGGGGCAAAGAACCUUGCCGAAGAGUCGCCCUACCCUUCGCGCAACAUUGCCUUCCAGGCUGCCGGUAUGAUCACAUCCAUCAUAGAGAACCUGAGUGUCCAUGGCGAGCUGCGCUAUUGUCCGGCUUUCAUUGUGUACAGCUUGUUCUCGGCCCUCAUCAUGCACGUCUAUCAGAUGAGGUCACCAGUACCGUCGAUCCAGCACGUCACGCAGGACCGCUUACGGACGUGUCUUGCCGCUAUGAAGGAGGUUUCCAAGGUGUGGCUCGUCGCAAAGAUGGUGUACACCCUGUUCGAGGCCAUUCUCGGGAACAAGGGCCUUGAGGAGAGGCUACAGAAGGCGGGGGUGAAACGCCAUCGGAAGAUGCAGAGUCUCUCGGAUCCCCGAACAUACGACGGGGGCAAACGCAAGUACGACGACAUGGCCAUCGACUUCACGCCGAAUGCGCCCACGCCUCAAGAAUCAUAUGAGCGAUCGCGACCGCCGACGCCGAGUCAGAGGGCUGAAGGCUUCACGCCCGCGCAGCCGUCCAUGAUGACCUCGCCUCCGCGAGCAGCACCUUCAGAUACAUGGAUGGGGGGCACGGGCUCCAGGUCGCAGACGAGACCUGGGACUCCGUUCAACCCCUCCUUCUCCGUGCCGGCUACACCUCCCGAUCUAUAUCUCGUGACGAGAAACUCACCGAAUCUGUCGCAAUCUUUGCUAGAGAACUUCCAGCCCGAUCAACUCUUCCCCGAUAGCUCGGCCAUGCCCGCAUUCCCCAGCAUGUCGCCCUCACAGACGCACCAAAGCAUAGAUCAAAGCCUCAUGAAUUCGAUGCCGACCCCGACCAUGCCAUCAGCCCAACCGCAGCAGACGCAGCAGCAAGGUCAGCAGCAAGCGUCUCAGCAGGGUCAGGGAGGUAACUUCCAGCAAAGAAAGCAGGGCGGUAACAACAGCAACAACAACAACAACAACAACAACAACAACAACAACGGCAUGUUGAAUCCGAACCAGUUCACAUUUGGCGGCGGGCAGUCGCACAUGUGGCAGCCCAACUUUGACGGCAUGCUCCAGGAUGGGCAGAGUCCGGACAGCUGGAGCACGGGGUCGGCCCCUGGUCAGCCGGCGCCAACGACGCUCAACGUCGAGGACUGGUUUCAAUUCUUCGGGAUCAAUGGGGACCGCAAGUUUCGCAACAAUGGCAGCGCGACAAGCUCCUCGGCUGGAUCGCACUUCAUCCCCUUCACAUUAAAGAAGCAUUUGGAUGCUGAUGUGGGUUGUGGAUAA
Messenger RNA from Emericellopsis cladophorae, 2853 nucleotides. RefSeq lists its product as uncharacterized. NCBI's taxonomy places the organism in Eukaryota, Fungi, Ascomycota, Sordariomycetes, Hypocreales, Bionectriaceae. Gene Ontology annotation, molecular function: zinc ion binding; DNA binding; DNA-binding transcription factor activity, RNA polymerase II-specific. The record is from RefSeq and is a predicted model, not a curated record. The coding region runs from base 1 to 2853 and encodes 950 amino acids. Gene Ontology annotation, biological process: regulation of DNA-templated transcription; DNA-templated transcription. The transcript has 8 exons.